Molecule: messenger RNA, 285 nt
Organism: Effrenium voratum
Lineage: Eukaryota; Dinophyceae; Suessiales; Symbiodiniaceae
Source: the annotation of a GenBank genome assembly
AUGGAGCACCGGCAGGCGGAGUACGGCUCCUGUGGGCACUGGGAGUACAAGGCCGGCAAGGUGGGCAUCACUGACGCAGCCGCUGGCGCGGGGCAGCAGCUCUUCGCAGACCUGGACCUGGAUGGGGACGGGCGCAUCGACCGACUAGAGCUCCAGCGUGCCUUGCAGCGGGUCGGCGUUGAGGCCACUUUGGAGCAGGUGGACGACAUGCUGGAGGCGAGCGGCAUUGAGCGCAUUGAGCGGUGGGUCACGGUGGGUCAAUCGCAGCUGGGCCAGGGUCACUGA